AAAAACGCUCACACUCAUCUCGCUGCUUCUGCUCUUGUGCUAGGCUGCUAGCUAUCACCUCGUCUCCUCCGUGCCGUUGACCACAAAAAGAAUCCCCAAAUCAGCGCCAAACGACCUGCUGCCGCACCUUGCCGCCGGUGGCUCGAGCACCUCUUGGGCCGAGCGCCCUAGCCCCGCUGCACAGGCGCUUGCUUUGCCGAUGGCGGCUCCGCAACAGUGUGCUGUCCGAAGCACUUCGGCGGCCCCUUCCCCCUCUGCUGUUGAGGAUGCACGCGGCGGAGGGGAGGAGUCGGAAUGGGUCGCGCGAGAGGAGAAAGGUCGCGUCCCGGUGGUUCUGCAAGAGGCGCGUGCAAAGGGGAACCCGCGAUAUUGCUGCAGCCUGCAGGGACAGUUGGGGUCGGCUGGACUGAUGCUUUGGGAGUUGGGGCCAAGCCGGGAGCACUGGCAAGUCCAAACUCUGCUCCUUCGUCAGGUGAUGGAUAGACUGCAAACUCUGCGCACAGUUGGUGACGGGACGGUGGCCAGUUGGGGACAGGUUGAGGACGAGCGACGUUGUCCCCGUCGUCGACGAGCAAAUGUGAUGCCUGUGGUGGAAGAAUGGAGGUAAGAGGGAGAGGCGGUAGCCGGUGCGAUGCGGCGGUGCUGUAACGCCUCGUAUGAUAUGUCGAUAUGGUGGCCGGAUGGAUCCGCGUGAGGUGGUACAGGGGAGUGGAUGCACUUACUUCAAUUGGCAACAACUAGCCGGAAGCGAUCUGUGCCGUGCUUCGGCUAUCGCCGUGCUGCUUCUCCCCGCCGUGAAACGCUGCCAGCCAGAACCGAGAAGACGAUCAGAUCGAGUCACAUAUGCCCCGGGAAGAAAUAACUAACCUACAAAUAUAGUCUCCCUAAAAAAACUACAGAUAUAGUCACACACGCCCAGGCGUGUAGUCCAAGAAGAUGAUAUCACAUUUGUAUAGCAUCCAAAUUCUUUCCUAAUGGCAACGUAUAGUCCAAGGAUAUGAUAGCACGAUUUGUAUAGCGUCCGUACUCUUUCCUAAUGUUGGUUCUAACUCCUGUAAUAAUCCUUUUGGCAUCGA
Messenger RNA from Triticum urartu, 1076 nucleotides. Lineage: Eukaryota; Viridiplantae; Streptophyta; Magnoliopsida; Poales; Poaceae. The record is from RefSeq and is a predicted model, not a curated record.